Lodderomyces theae is the source of this 1281-nucleotide messenger RNA. RefSeq names its product sphingosine N-acyltransferase (gene LAG1). The coding region runs from base 1 to 1281 and encodes 426 amino acids. The record is from RefSeq and is a predicted model, not a curated record. Gene Ontology annotation, molecular function: sphingosine N-acyltransferase activity. Gene Ontology annotation, biological process: ceramide biosynthetic process. The transcript has a single exon. Gene Ontology annotation, cellular component: membrane. NCBI's taxonomy places the organism in Eukaryota, Fungi, Ascomycota, Pichiomycetes, Serinales, Debaryomycetaceae.
AUGAGUUCUUCUCCUUCUUUGUCACCUCCUUUCUCAUCUUCAGCAAAGAGAGCAGGGCGAGAACAACAACAGCAACAGCAUCAGCAACAACGUUAUCGCUCUGCUUCCUCUGUCGGUGCAAUUCCAGUUGGAGAUACAUCACCUUCAUUGUCUACCAUGGCGACCUCAAAGGCAUCGAGAAGAAAAUCAAACGCUCGAAGAGCCGAGUUGAAACGUGAAACCAAGUCAGAUUGGGCUAUUGCAAACCACCUUGUGAUUGGUUUCAGGGAAUUGAUUUAUAGACAAACAUGGAUUGUCCCCUUCUUAGUAUUGGUGGCUGCAUUUGGAACAUUCUUUCUCUCUAGUCCAAGUGGGAAGAUCCACAAGUUUUUGGAAGAUAUGAUUGUACCUUCAUAUCAUAUCCCUGGUACUGAUCAAUAUGGAAAAGGUGCCAAUGAUUUCAAAUUUGUUGGAUUCUAUGCAAUUUUCUUCACCUUUUUAAGAGAGUUUAUGAUGUGUUGUGUUUUGAGACCAAUUAGCGUUUAUCUCGGUGUAACUAAAGAAAGCAAGCAAAGGAGAUUUUUGGAACAAACUUAUGCAAUGUUUUACUAUGGAAUCAGUGGUCCAAUGGGGUUAUGGAUUAUGUCGAGGACUCCAUUAUGGUUUUUCGAAACUACCCCAAUGUAUCUUGAAUAUCCCCACAAGACCCAUGAAAUUUACUUUAAAGUGUUUUACUUGGGACAAGCAGCAUUCUGGGUACAGCAAUCGGUCAUCCUUGUUUUGCAAGUGGAAAAACCAAGAAAAGAUUUCUUUGAAUUGGUUUUACAUCAUAUAAUUACCAUUGCUUUGAUUUGGUGUUCGUACAGAUUUCACUUCACGUGGAUCGGUAUUGAAGUUUUCAUUACCAUGGAUGUAUCUGAUUUCUGGUUGGCUUUAUCUAAAACAUUAAACUAUUUGGAUUCAAAAUUGACGGGCCCAAUGUUUGUUUGGUUUAUUGCCGUUUGGAUCUACUUGAGACAUUACAUCAACUUGAGAAUCUUGUGGUCAGUUUUAACUGAAUUCAGAACCGUUGGUGAGUGGGAAUUGAAUUGGGAAACUCAGCAAUACAAGUGUUAUAUUUCACAACCAAUUACAUUCUUUUUGAUCUUUGCCUUACAAUUGGUUAAUGUUUAUUGGUUAUUCUUAAUUUUGAGAAUUUUGUCAAGAUACAUUUUCUCUGGUGAACAAAAGGAUGAAAGAAGUGAAGAUGAAGAAGAAGAAGAAGAUAGUGGUAAUAGCGAAGAAGAGAAGAAGGAAGAAUAG